CGCACCGUCUUCUCCGACCGAACAGGCGCCCCAACCCAAACCCUACGCCCGCGCCGCAGCCGCAGCCGCCGCCGCGGUCGACGACAUCUCAUCGUUCUUCUUGGGCGCCUUUUCGGUAGCAUCCUCGAUCUACCCCGUUAUAGUUGUACAAGGUGCUUCCCCAAAUCUCCAGAGCUUAGUCUGCUCGCCCCACCGCUUGAUCCGUGGGAACCCAUCCGUACGACUGUACCACCAUUUUUUCCUGGUUGGACACUUGGCUAUGGGAACCUACAGCCAUCUCUGGUCAAUGACCAAGAAGAAUGUAAUGGCAGUUUUACUUGGCAUCACCAUUUCCGAUCGUUAUGUGACUUUGGCCUCUGUGACUGGUGAAUCGAUGCAUCCUACGUUCACAGCGGCCAACAAUGUCUUGCAGGGUAUUGUGAUUUCAAUUUGUGAUUUCGUUUUAGCAGAAAAGAGAUGCCUUGAGAAGUACGAGUUCUCACAUGGUGAUGUGAUUUUGUUCAAGUGCCCUAGCAAUCAUAAGGAGUUGUUUGUGAAGAGAUUGAUUGCGCUUCCUGGUGAGUGGGUACAGCUCCCUGGGUACCCCAAGGUUACUAAGAUCCCAGAAGGGCAUUGCUGGGUUGAAGGUGAUAACGCUGCUCGUAGUUGGGAUUCUAGAGCAUUUGGCCCUAUUCCCUUAGGUCUAGUUGAGGGGAGGGUGACCCACAUCAUUUGGCCGCCCUCAAAGAUUAGCCAAGUGGAGAGAAAGAUGCCUGAAGGGAGAAUUUUUCAUGCUUGAUUUGACUCUACUGUAUUGGGUGAAAACUCAUUUAAAAUAUAAACCUGCAUGAUUACCAUUUCUUAUGUGAUUGAAGAAGUGUACAUUGAAAUGCAAAUCUUACAAGUUUUGGCUAACGUUUUGUCUACAUUUCCUUCUGUUCACCAUGCUGCUGUUUUGUACUUUGUGUAAGAGACUUGAUUUUUUAGUCGUUCAAGUGGAAAUAUGGACCAUUUGCGUCGUGUCGUAUGUUCUGUGGAGGCAUAAAUACGAAUGAAGAAAGUUCCUGUGA
Molecule: messenger RNA, 1049 nt
Organism: Panicum virgatum (switchgrass)
Lineage: Eukaryota; Viridiplantae; Streptophyta; Magnoliopsida; Poales; Poaceae
Product: mitochondrial inner membrane protease subunit 2-like
Exons: 5
Coding region: 260-778 (172 amino acids)
Biological process (GO): mitochondrial respiratory chain complex assembly
Cellular component (GO): mitochondrial inner membrane peptidase complex; membrane
Molecular function (GO): serine-type endopeptidase activity
Source: RefSeq, a predicted model, not a curated record